AUGCGUACGAGGUCAACCCUGACGGUCUGGGAUAUUGCGUGGACUAGUCGAGUGUGGCGGUAUCGUUGCAUGGGUAACUCGGGGAUUUAUCUGGCCUCGCCGUCGACAUCCUUGGGAGACCAGCACGCGCGAGGCUUAAGCGAUGUGCAGCCCUCUGAAUGCGCCUCCAUCAACCUCUACGCUGCGCUCUCCCUGACCAGUCGUCUUUGCCCCGACCUCCACGUCUACGAUACCCCACCACUUCGAUGGCGUAGAGAACGGCAGUAUGCAUCCAUUCACACAUUCGUGCCAUGGGAGGAGCAUGACAGCGGCAAAGCACCAAUCGCAGUCCUAUUCCCGGGUCAACUCAUGGCGGCGUGA
Molecule: messenger RNA, 360 nt
Organism: Desarmillaria tabescens
Lineage: Eukaryota; Fungi; Basidiomycota; Agaricomycetes; Agaricales; Physalacriaceae
Exons: 5
Coding region: 1-360 (119 amino acids)
Source: RefSeq, a predicted model, not a curated record